Molecule: messenger RNA, 2952 nt
Organism: Penicillium hordei
Lineage: Eukaryota; Fungi; Ascomycota; Eurotiomycetes; Eurotiales; Aspergillaceae
Exons: 4
Coding region: 1-2952 (983 amino acids)
Molecular function (GO): protein binding
Source: RefSeq, a predicted model, not a curated record
AUGAGGUCGACAUCUUUUGGCAGUGCGGACACGGGUCUUCAACUUGGAAAUAAUCAUGACCGGCCGGUAAACUCAAUACAGAAGACAGACAAUGAGCUGCUCAGGUCCCUAGCAUUUCCACAGAUGCUAGAUCGGAGGGAUAAUAUCGAGCCAUGUCACACGAAUACCUGCCAAUGGAUAUUAGAGCUGGACGAGUAUCAGUCCUGGAGGAAUCAGUCCUGCGGUCUACUAUGGGUUAAAGGAAAGCCGGGUGCGGGAAAAUCGACCUUGAUGGCCUUCCUACAUGACAAACUCAAAGAAUCACAGGACGGCAUUCAUGGUAUUAUUCGACUCGAUUUUUUCUUUACCGCCCGAGGCACGGAGAUGCAACGUACACCGCUUGGAAUGCUUAGAUCUUUAUUGAACCAAAUUUUCGACCGUGACGCGACCAUACGCCCUCAGGUGCGCGAUAUCUAUGAACAACGAUGUAGACAGUUUGGGUAUGGAGAACGCAAGUGGGAGUGGCCGCAAACGAUACUUGAAGAGUUAUUGGCAACUGCUAUCCUAGCAUCAGCCAACGAGCAGCCUGUGAUUAUCUUUGUGGAUGCUCUAGAUGAGGCUGGGGCUGAGCCUGCCCAAAAGCUUGCAGCAUAUUUCCACCGUCUUAUUGAUCGUGCUGACAAAAAGAAGCUAACCCUUCAAGUCUGCAUCUCUUGUCGACACUAUCCUAUCUUGGAAAGUGCCCGGGCAAAAGCGAUAUAUGUCGAAGACCACAAUCAAGAUGACAUUGCUAUAUAUAUCAAGGAUAUGCUUCUUGAGACAGAGUUGGAAGAUGUUCCUAAUCUAGAGAUGAGAGAGGUGCUGGUAGAGGAAUUGACCCAGCAUACCAAGGGUGUGUUCCAAUGGGCCCAUCUUAUAAUUCCCCUUAUCAAGCAAAAAGUUAUCGAAGGGGAGUCAAUCAGCGAUAUCCGUGAUUGGUUGGGCGAUAUCCUAGCCAAUCUAGAAAACGUCUACGUGUAUAUUCUGAGCAACGUGAUCACGGCUAGGAAUCGAGACCAAUCAUUCCUAUUAUUUCAAUGGGUAUGCCUGGCCGAACGACCCUUGACUAUAGUUGAAAUACGAUACGCAUUGGCAGCUCAGAAUGCCCAAAUAAUGUCGUCUCAAAUCGAAUGGGAGAAGCUUCACGGCUUUGUGGAAAGUAAUAAACGCAUAAAGCUAAGAGUCAAGGCUCUUUCUGGUGGACUGGCAGGAGUCGUCUCAAGUAGGAAUGAUAAGGAAACCGUACAGGUGAUUCACCAGUCGGUCAAUGAUUUCUUACGCGUAAAAGGACUGGCCCUUUUAUACCAUGGCUUCAGCGCUAGCAUGGGAUCCGUGGGUAUAGACAAUAUUCUCUUUCAGUCUCAGGCAACUCUCUACCAAUCGUGUCUAAUAUAUCUUGCCACGAUCUGUUCAAACAAACAAAUGAGUAACUUCCGGGGCUCAAAGGAGAAGCUUAUUUGUGAUCUCCCGUUUGUGAACUAUGCGACCAUCAAUCUCUUUAUUCAUGUAGAAAAAGCCGCCAGCUUUCGAGGUACCUUACUGCAGGAUGAAAAAGACAUCCUACAAAGAAUGAUCAGUUAUUGGGUUGAAAUCUACCAACGCCUUGAUACUUAUGGCAAAGCAUGUCCACCAACAGGCACAACAACUCUACAUAUGGCUUCCGCUGCGAAUUUGAUCGACGUGAUAACAUCAGUGUUGUCCGAUGGCGAGGAUACUGAGAGGAAAAACGAGGUUGGAAAUACAGCGUUACAUUUCGCAGCUCGAGCAGGACAUACGAUGGCCGGCAAAAUACUACAGGAGAGAGGAGCAAACAGAGAAGCAAAAAAUAACAAUGCAUCAACGCCUUUAAUGGAGGCUACUAAGUGUGGACACUUGGGGUUUGUCGAGUGGCUCCUAGAUGAAGGUGUGGAUAUCAACGUGACGGCGGGUGGCUCUUGUGCUGUUUCCUUGGCUUCCAGAUCCCGGAAUGGCGAUCUUCUGGAGUUGCUCCUUGGCUAUGGAGGAAAUGUUGAAACCGCACUCCAACACCUGGAUUCAGCAGAUGACCGAAUAUAUCUGAAACAACAUGCGCUGGAUUUCGCUGCAGCUACAGGAAAUCAGAACAUGGUGAAGUUUCUGAUCUCAGCAGGAGCCAACGUGAAUUAUGCGUCGAAAUCAGAUCUAAGAGUGCCUUUACAUCUAGCAGCUGAGUCUGGUCAAAUUGACGUGGUUACGACAUUACUUAAUGCAAACGCAGACCCCACAAAGGAAGAUAGCUUGUCUCGGGGUGUUCUUCACUAUGCUAAUCUUUCUGGUUCAACUUCGGUUGCUCGAGCUCUCGAAAGCGCAAUCGGUCAAUACAACAAAGGAUUCGAGCUUGGACUGUGCUACAAAGCUAAGACCGGAGCAUUUUCAGUGUACAAGGUCCAAAUCACCAAGAGAAUGAGCGACUACACUCUCUUAUCUGACAUCCUUCACACAUACAAACAAAGGCGUUGUCAAGGGUUGCGCCGAUAUUCUCUGAAGGGCCUGUCAGGUGUGAAGCCCGUCAAGUAUGAAUUUAUAAACUCGGAUUCCGACCAACCAGCUAUCACUGAAGAUUGCAUACCUCUGUCAAAGCUACUCGCAACAUAUGCCGGCCAAGCGCAUCUCUGCUUCAUCGUUAUAAAUCCUCCGGAAAAGAGCAAGGAUCAAAGCAUAUGGGUGGAAACCCUCAUGCAAGAGCUCUCCGAGGAGCAUAGCUUUGGCCUUCUUUGGCUUGAGAGUUGGGUUAUCAAAAGGAUCACAGUCCUUGCUGUAACUUGUGUUGUGGGCGCUGGGGUAAUCGGAAUUCUGUGGGCGACGAUUUUAGACAAGACCUCCGAUGGAUUUGCGAUCACGGGAUGUCUGAUUGCUGCCGAGGCCCUAGCUAUUAGUCUCAUGCUUUUUGAGGCUCAACUUCGACCAGCUAACUAG